AUGAAGUCCAUGGAACCAUCCUCAGGAGCAACACCUGAGCAACUCAUUCAUGAGAUUUCCACUACUCAAGCAGUCUCGUUGACUCUACCUUUCGGUCGCGCCGUUUCAUUUUCUUCAAUCGGCGGGCCAAAUUAUUCCACCGCGCAAACUCUUGUACAGCAUGUAGCCUACGCUCUGUCGGACAAACUGUUUGCCUACUCCCCGGCUUCUUUCGACCUUGAUGUGGCUGUGAAAUUUUGGUUCGCCCAGUCUGAGAGCAAUGUAAACGGAUACCCGACCACCAUACAGUCUCUGCAAACACGACAAGGGGCUGGGGCAAUUGCAUUGGGCUAUAUAUUCUCCAAAGAUUUCGAUCUUAAAAAACGCCAUAUCCCUCAAUCUAUUCUUGCUUCAUCAGCUACUUUACAAUAUAUGAGACCUACAUUAGAACAGCUCUCGCUGCUCUAUUCGGUUUCAAACCCUCUAGUUGCCCAUAUUGCAGCCGCUGACUACAUUGGUGGCACACAUGGGGGCCUUGUUUCGGACUACACUACGGCCCUAGGACUAUGCGAGGAGUUGGGGAUGGCUCUUGUGGCAAGCCACUCGACCCAUGAAGCUCAGCAUAUGGCGCUUUUCUCGACACUUCUUGCUACAUAUCUUCCAGCAAUCCACAUCUACGACGGGAUUCGUAUUGGUAGGGAAACCACUAGGGUGAUUGACACACUUGAUGUGCUUGGGCUUCACAAAACAUACCAGUCAAUCCUAGAUGUGAUGUCUGGCCCUGAAGAAAAGCACAUGAAUGUGCAAGGUAAAGCAUUGCGCCUUUUAAACGCUUUCAACAGCGAGCUUGGCACCAGCUAUCGACCUUUUGAAUAUCACGGCCACCCCGAGGCUAUAUCUGUUCUUGUGACCUUUGGCUCUGUGGAAUCCUCCUUGGCACAACAGGUCGCCAUUAUCCUUGCCGAGCAAAACAACCGCAUUGGCGUUGUGAAUGUGCGCAUAUACCGCCCAUUUAUCGAAGAGGACUUCAUCGCGGUACUACCAAAAUCAACUCGCGUUGUUGGAGUCCUCGGGCAGGUUCAAAAUGAUUUGGCAGUUCUAGAAGAUGGCGUUCAUGCCGCACUCUACGAAGAUGUUUUAGCAUCCUUGACAUUUAGCACUGAAAUUAUAACCCCGAAAUGCGUUGACAUUAAAUACUCUCCCUCUCAUAAUUGGAGCAUUUCAAAAAUGGCCUCAACUUUUCAGAAAAUUAUUGAUCUCCCUCUCCUGAAUUCUGGGGAGGCUGAGAUUUUACGCCACAUUCCUUUGCUCGACUCUUCCGUUCAGCAGUAUACCUUUUGGGGGUUAGAUACCUCUUUAGCCAAUGCUGCUGCGCUCGAAUUUAGUCAAGUACUCGCUAAAGACUCCAUUUGCAAUGUGACAGCCCAUGUUUCGUAUGAUAAUUUGAUUCAGGGAGGUAUUGUUCGGGCAGAUAUACGAAAAUCUCCCAAAGUUAUUAAUGCACUAUUUUCUAUUAGCUCUGCGAAUGUCUCCUACGUUAAUGAUUUUGCAAUCUUAUCCGCGGUUGACGUUGUAUCAGGAAUUAAAGUUGGGGGACGUUUGAUUGUCAACGCUCCCAGCCUCAAAGACGAAGAGUUGGAACAGAAGCUACCUGGCGCCUUUAAAGCUGCAAUUGCACAGAGGUCGAUUGAGUUGUACAUUCUCAACCCAUUGGAUCAUCAAAAUACCUUCCCUGAUCCCUUAAUUGUUCAAGCAGCCUUCCUUCGUAUUGCACUUCCUGGCCUAGAACAAGUGGGCUUGGAGAAGUUAGGCCUUCUCUAUGGGCCUAAGGCCAAUAUCGAAGGAAUUUUUGCUGGUAUUGAAAGCGUUCUCCGAAAGGUCGAGAUACCAGAAUCGUGGAAGGCUGCUAAAGGUCUCGAGGUUGAGGUAGGAGACCUUCCGUCCAGCAUUCGAGAAACAAGUUUCACAUUGUUCGACAAGACCGAGCCUGAACACUCGUUUAAACUUGAGGAUUGGCAGACACUCGCAAAAAGCCUUGCGUUCAAAGAAGCUUAUGGAACCACAAAUGCAUUACGCCCGGACCUUUCAACCAGGACAUUCACGAUAACCGUCCAAGAAAACCGGAGACUCACACCUCUUACUUAUAACAGAAAUAUUUUUCACAUCGAGUUCGACCUUGGUGAUUCGGGGUUGAAAUAUGACAUUGGAGAGGCACUUGGGAUUCAUGCUGAAAACAACCCUGAACAUGUGAAUGACUUUAUCAAAUACUACGGUCUGAACCCUGAAGAAAUUGUACAUGUUCCAUCUCGGGAAGAUCCAGAUGCAUUGGAAAGUCGCACAGUGUAUCAGGCCCUUACAUAUAAUGUUGAUAUUUUUGGGAAGCCACCCAAGCGCUUUUACGAAUCCUUGGCCGAAUUUGCUACCGAUACAAAACAGAAACAACAGCUUCUCAAACUGGGUAGUGCUGACGGUGCAGAAGAGUUCAAGCAGAGGUCUGAGGUAGACACUGUUACCUAUGCUGAUAUCUUCGAAGAAUUCCCAUCUGCUCACCCUUCCUUGCAUGAUCUCAUUAAGAUUGUUAAUCCCAUGAAACGGCGAGAGUAUUCCAUUGCCUCCUGUCAAAAGGUCACGCCUACUUCUGUUGCUUUGAUGAUCGUUGUCGUGGAUUGGAUUGAUCCGCGGGGUAGAGCGCGGUACGGUCAAGCGUCCCAUUAUCUCAGUAAAUUACAGCCUGGCGCGACACUCACGGUCAGUGUCAAGCCAAGUGUGAUGAAACUUCCGCCCAAAUCUACGCAGCCAAUUAUCAUGGCUGGUCUUGGUACUGGUCUCGCUCCGUUCCGAGCAUUUGUUCAGCAUCGUGCACUCGAGAAGGCACAAGGGAAAGAAAUCGGCUCCGUGCUUCUCUACAUGGGUUCUCGUCACCAGAGAGAAGAAUACUGUUAUGGUGAAGAGUGGGAGGCCUAUCAGGCCGCCGGAGUUAUCACGCUGCUUGGACGGGCUUUCUCCCGUGAUCAACCAAAUAAGAUUUACAUCCAAGAUCGGAUGCGCGAGAAUUUGCCAGAUAUUGCCAAGGCCUACCUCCAGGAAGAGGGCGCCUUUUACCUCUGUGGCCCAACAUGGCCAGUGCCUGAUGUUACAAAUGUUUUAGAGGAUGCCAUCUCUUUGAAUGCGAAGGAACAGGGGAAACAGGUCGAUUCAAGGAAAGUGAUCGAAAAGCUCAAGGACGAGUUUAGAUACGUCCUUGAGGUUUACUAA
This is a messenger RNA of Ophidiomyces ophidiicola, 3234 nucleotides long. It is a transcript of the gene MET10, whose product is annotated as sulfite reductase [NADPH] flavoprotein component. Gene Ontology annotation, molecular function: FMN binding; flavin adenine dinucleotide binding; oxidoreductase activity, acting on the aldehyde or oxo group of donors. The coding region runs from base 1 to 3234 and encodes 1077 amino acids. The transcript has a single exon. The record is from RefSeq and is a predicted model, not a curated record. NCBI's taxonomy places the organism in Eukaryota, Fungi, Ascomycota, Eurotiomycetes, Onygenales, Onygenaceae. Gene Ontology annotation, cellular component: cytosol.